GCCAAAAAUGGAAUGUCAAUUCAGUAAAUAUUGUUAACUGUUAAAUCCUUUUUCACAAAUAAUGUGAUCCGCCCCCACAAAACCAUCGUACCGAGAAAAGCCGAUCAUCUCCGAGUCACACGAUUGGUUGUUUACAUUUAUCGAUUCGAGGGAAACACAAAACCGUGAAUGAACGUACACGCGGGACGUGGAAACCAGUGAUGAAAGAAGAUUCUAAAAUGUCAAAGCCCUUCAUCUCCUCCACCCCCAUGAAGUACGAGAAAUCUGACGCCAGUUUACUUACGACGUACACGGAAGUUCCGACAGACGAUGUUGUCCCAGAGGGAAUUUCACUAUGUAUCGAAAAAGAGAAAGGAGACAUCAAUGGAACAGCAGACAGCAGCUCUAUAUUGUCCUCUGAGGACAGCAGUAACAUGUUGUUUAACAGCUUUGUCAAAAUCCACAGCGGGGCCUCCAACUUCUACAAGUCUAAUCAUUCCCACAUCAAAAUGGGGGUAUAUGUAUCUUUGAGUGUGUUGUACUUGGCCUACUUUGUGGCUGCCAUGGUGAUCACACACCAGUCACAGGUCAAGGACCCUACACCUCUCAUUGCUAUUACCAUGGUGACAGUGACCUGUAUCGCUAUCUGGCUGGUGAGGAAGAAAUUUGGAGGAAAGAUCUCGGAAAAACUGGUCUUCCCCCUCGCCACUGUCCUUGAUCAACAUCAGAUGCUGGUCAAGGUCAUUCAAAUUGUGUUUUGCAUUCUAUUGGUUGUUGCCGCCAUUGCCGUUACAGCUUUCUCGGUUUGGGAUCGCCCCCGGAAUCUGAUCUCCAUCUGUGGUUAUGUCUUCUUCCUGUUCAUCCUCCUCAUCUGCUCCGCCCACCCCACAAAAGUAAAUUGGCGACCAGUAUUUGGAGGGUUAGCCCUGCAGUUCUUUUUUGCUGCUUUGAUUCUGAAAUGGAGUGUUGGUCAAGCAGUGUUUGAGUUUUUGGGAAAUCAGGUUCAAACCUUUCUAAGUUUUACCAACACAGGGACCAAGUUUGUGUUCGGAGACAAAUACAUAGAUCACCCAUUUGCCAUGAUGGUACUACCUGUGAUUGUGUUCUUCAGCUGUGCUAUCUCCGUGCUGUACUACAUAGGAGCCAUGCAAGUUGUCAUCAAUAAGAUUGCCUGGGUUAUGAGAGUCAGUCUAGGUACAUCUGCACCCGAAUCUCUGUGUGCUGCUGGCAAUAUUUUCAUUGGACAAACGGAAGCCCCUAUCCUGAUUCGUCCUUUCCUGGCCUUGAUGACAAAGUCGGAGCUCCAUGCCGUCAUGGUUGGGGGGUUCGCUACCAUUGCGGGGGGAGUACUAGCUGCUUACAUAUCAUUUGGAGUAUCAGCUGAGCACCUGUUGUGUGCCUCUGUGAUGAAUGCCCCCUGUGCCCUGGCAGUGUCCAAACUCUUGUACCCUGAGACCGAGUCCAGCAAACUCAGCAAGGCCUCGGACCUUGACAAGGAGGAAAAGACAGAGAGGAACAUCUUGGAGGCAGCAGCUGCUGGUGCCUCGUCUUCCAUUAAACUGGUGGCCAACAUUGCCGCUAACCUGAUCGCAUUCCUGGCUAUGCUGGAGUUUGUGAAUGCCGUUCUCUCUUGGUUUGGUGGCUUUGUAGGCUAUCCCGAGUUCUCAUUCCAGAUGAUCUGCUCUUACGUGUUGAUGCCAUUGGCGUACUUGAUGGGCGUAGAAUGGAAAGACUGUGGCAUUGUGGGAGAGCUAAUCGGAAUCAAGACUUUCCUUAACGAAUUCCUUGCAUAUGGAGAAUUAUCAACAUAUCUUACGAACAGAAAACAGUGCAUUGGCCAUAUUUUGGCAGUACGAUCAGAGAUCAUAGCCACCUAUGCCUUGUGUGGAUUCGCCAAUCUGAGCUCUAUAGGGAUCCAGCUAGGGGCUCUGAGUCCCAUGGCGCCCAGCAGGAAGGGGGACCUGGCUCACAUUGUACUGCGAGCUCUGUUAGGAGGGAUAGUCACAAGUCUCAUGACAGCUUGUAUAGCAGGGCUUCUUGUCCAGGAACCUCUGGUACAUCUCGGUUGUCUCAACUCCACUAUUGUCAACUCAACCACGACUCCUGUGAUGAACUCAACAUCGUCCUUGACCUUUGUGACACGCAUCAUUGAGCAGACAACUUUAUCCGUCUGA
Molecule: messenger RNA, 2153 nt
Organism: Saccostrea cuccullata (small rock oyster)
Lineage: Eukaryota; Metazoa; Mollusca; Bivalvia; Ostreida; Ostreidae
Product: solute carrier family 28 member 3-like
Exons: 13
Coding region: 201-2153 (650 amino acids)
Biological process (GO): nucleoside transmembrane transport
Cellular component (GO): plasma membrane
Molecular function (GO): nucleoside:sodium symporter activity
Source: RefSeq, a predicted model, not a curated record